This is a messenger RNA of Erythranthe guttata (spotted monkey flower), 5133 nucleotides long. Its product is annotated as cysteine-tryptophan domain-containing zinc finger protein 3. The record is from RefSeq and is a predicted model, not a curated record. Gene Ontology annotation, molecular function: zinc ion binding. Lineage: Eukaryota; Viridiplantae; Streptophyta; Magnoliopsida; Lamiales; Phrymaceae.
ACCACAAAAAAACCACAAAAAAAAUAAAAGAGCAUCCGCAUUCAGAAUCGCUUCGAUCGUUGCUCUUUCCUUGGCUGCGAAAUAGAUUCUCUGGGGAAAUUACAUUCACUAAUUUAUCGGCGUAUGCACGAAUAAAUUCAAUACACACGUCUGUUAAUUUACACGUUGGGGGUGAUCAACUAGAGUUUGGGAUUAGGGUUUUUGAUUUUGAACAAUUUGGGGGGAAAUUCCGGUGGGUUAUUGUGGGUUUUGGGAGUAUUUUGCCGGGUUGAAGUUUGGGUUUUUUUGAAUUGGGGGAGUGAUUAUGUUGGAUUUUAGGAUACAGGCAGGGUUUGGGUUUGGGAAAUUUUGAGGGUUUUUUUUUGGGGGAGGUUUUAGGGUUAGUCUCAGGCUAUUUUUUCUUGGUAUUGGGGUUUGGGAAAGUGGUGCAGAGAUGACUCAAGAGCCUGAGCUGGAAGAAGGAGAGACUUGCUUCUACAAGGAUGAUAUAACCAUUGACCCUGACAUAGCUCUCUCUUACAUUGGAGACAAAGUUCAAAGUAUAUUGGGGCAUCUUCAGAAAGAUUUUGAAGGGGGAGUUUCUGCAGAAAAUCUGGGGUCAAAAUUUGGUGGUUAUGGCUCGUUUUUACCCACAUAUCAGCGCUCUUCUUCGAUUUGGUCGCACCCGAAAUCUCCACAGGGAGUUCAAAAUCACCACUUGCCGAAAUCUCCUAAUUUAUUUCCAGAGGGUCCUAGUAUGCACAUAUCACAAACUUCGAAAACAACAGUUGAUGGUUCUUCAAUCAGGCAAAAGGCAACUUUGUUGUCUGAAAAUGUUGCCGAGGCUUGUCCUGAAAAAGUAGAACUUCCUUCAAGUAAAUCUGGCAAUCCACUGAAGGUUCGCAUUAAAAUGGGACCCGAAAGGGUGGCAAAGUAUAAUGCGGAGAUAUACAAUUUGGGGCUUACAUCCCCGUCUUCGUCAGAGGGAUAUAGUCAUGAUGAAAGCGAUGGGUUAGUGUCAAGUCCUAAUGAAUCUCCUCGUAACAUUCUCGAGAUCAUGACAGCUGUCCCAGUUUGUGGUGGCUUGCUGCUUUCGCCUCUUUGUGAAGAUUUGCUCAACUUAGUUCAAGAAACAGGGUAUGAAGUAGAAAGAGAACACGAAACUGCACAGAGGAGUUCUGCCAUUUCUAUUAAGUUUCUGAAUAAUAGUGGGAACAAAACGAAGUUCGUUGAUAAAAGACAAAACCUUGACAAAUCAGAAGAUAAACGACUUACUGCGGGUCCCAGUUCUUGCAAGCAAAAAAGUUUGGACGGUAAAGCUCUGGAGUGCAAUGCGCGGCCUUUCAUUGACGCAAACUGCAGACCUAUAUCUGAUACAGUAAUGGAGUCGGAAAAUGAUGUUCAAGUGAAAAAGAGGAAAGGAAGCAAGGAUAAGGUGAAAGGCAGAGCAGUUUCUGGUGAUUCGGUUAAGUAUGCUUCUUUUGAACAUACUUUUGACCAAAGUUGUGGCAAGAUUGAGCAGUUGGAAUCGAAAUGCAGUUCUGUGGAGAAAACUGUGAAGCAUCGAGCAAAUACCACAAAGGAUGUUUCAGUCGAUCAUGGCCAAGGUAGCAGGAGCCUAGAUAAAGGAAAUUGUGCUUCAUUAAAAGCUUAUUCUGAUAACUCAGAAGGUGAAGGAGUUAAAAAAUCCAUGGUUCUGAAAUCUGGUUUGAAUUCUACUUCUGGUGAGCACAAUGGGUUCGGAAUUCCUCACACGGUAAAAGGGUUAUCUUUUGAAGGUGAAAAGAAGUCGAAAGGAAAUCAAAGUAUGGGAAAGUUAGCAUCUAAAACAGGUAAUGGUAAAAUUCGUGUAAUCCAGAAAGAUGUGGUGCAUACGAGUUUAGAGCGUAUGGAGAAUCCGAAGCAUUUAUCGGAGAGGCCUUCUGUUGCCAUGCCAAAGAAUUUUAAUCUCGACACUGUUAAGGUAAAAUCCGCACAUGUUGAUAAAUUGAAGGAGAGAUCGAGUAAUCAAAAUUACUUUGAGGCACAGAUAGCAGAGCCUAGAGAUGCCCCUGCCCCUGCCCCUACCCCCGCCCCUGCCCCUGCUCCUGCUCUUGACCCUGCUCUUGCCCCUGCCCCUGCCCCAGUUUUAAUAGAGGAAAAUUGGGUUGGAUGUGAUCGUUGUGAGAAGUGGCGGCUUCUGCCAAACGGUAGAAGUGCAGAUCAACUGCCUGAUAAGUGGGUCUGCAGCAUGCUAGACUGGCUUCCAGGAAUGAAUAGCUGCGACAUUAGUCAAGACGAUACUACAAAUGCUACGCAUGCUUUAUUUCUAGUUCAUGUCCCCGAUAAUCAACAUCACAAUCAAGGGCACGUUGAUGGAACAUUGCCUGGAGUAAUUCCAGCUAGUGCCCUUCAUUUCGAUCAGAACCACCACGACUUUGCUUCUGAUCAAAUGAACAAGAAGAAACUGAAAGCAAAACAGGAUAUAGUAAGCACGAGCGAUCCAGCUCGUAGUAUUAUUGGUAAAAAGCAGCUGCCCGUAAAAAACGGUAUCUCAAAGGAGGGUAAGGUAGCUCUUGCAGGUGUAAAUGCUGCAAAUAAAUCCGACUCGCAACUCGCGAAUAAGCCGUCAAUUGGUUUAGCAAAAUCUAAUAAACGGAAAGGCGAGCAUGUGAUUGGAGGAGAUGAUGCAAAUGUGAGGAAAAAAAUCAAGAAAGAAUCUGCUGUGCAUGAUGUACAUGGGAAUGCGAACCUAGGCAUGGUCGGCCAUAGUGGUUUGCCUAAUAAGGCUGCUGUGAAGGAUGUGAAGAAAAAGAGUGCACCUAAAGCAGAUCAAAUUACUGUGAAGAAACAUAAAGAUCAGAUACAGGGUUUACCAGACAAUAAGGCCUCGAGUAUAAAAACAUGCAAUGGUGGAGAAGUGGCUGUAAAGAAAAUCAAAUUGAAGGAUUACGGGUACAGUCAGCAUCAAGUAGAUAAAUUUUCGGUCCAAGAGGAUAGCAGGGAUGGUGAUUUUCACAGAGACAAGAAAUCUCGAGUGUCUAAGAUCGAAGAUGAGUUCAAAAGCAGCCCUUUUGGUGAAGCUAGAGUUCGAUCAUCAAUCGAUAAAGAACAGAAGUUAAAGAAACCGAGAGCGAAAACGCAGCUCACAAUCGAAGAUAUAGAUAAACUGAGGAAGGAUUUGGGGUGCGAACAGCUGUCAACAGCUGCCACUUCGAGCUCGUCUAAGGUUUCUGACUCGCGUAAAAACAGAGCUAGUUAUGUGAAGGUGAAAGGCUCGCCCGAAGAGUCAGUUUGUUCAUCUCCCACGAGAAUGCCUUAUCCGAAUCAGGUUUCGCAAGUGAUGGUGGACAAUAAUGCCCCUGUUGUAAUCAGCGUGAAGAAAUCACGGGCCAAGAACGAAAAUUCCCAGUUGGAUUCGAAGAAUAAAUUGAAAUCGAAAGAAGAGACAGAUGCUGGGGGUAAUAAUUGUGUACCUAAACAUCCUUUCUCUGAUGAAUCGAGCCUCAAAUCUGUGAAAAAUGGUAAAAUUGUUAGCCAGAGGGAUCUUGGUAAAUCGGGUAAUAGCAGAAUCGAAAAUCAGAAAUUAUCGAGAAAUUCUGAGCAAAAUUCUGGCCAGAUGAAGGUGCGCCUUGAACUGCGUCAGAACGAUAAAAAAGGUGCACUAUGUCCCGAAAAAAAUGCAUCGGGAUCCUUAAAAAGAUGUUCGCUAGAUUCAAGACCCGUCGCUCCUUCUGUAGUUGGUGUUACAUCAAAGGCUCUAAGGGACACUACUAUUGACUGCCUUCAAAAUGGGACCGAAAAUUUCAUCAAUAACGAGGCAGAGCAAUCUGUGGCUCUUAAGAAUGUCUCUGCAUCGACUAAUUUGAAAGAAGCCGAAGAUGUUUUGAAAGAAGCUGAGCAACUUAGAAGUCAUGCUGAUUUAAUUAAGAAUUCCGGAUUUGGUUCCGAAAGUAAUUACGAGUACUUCAAAGCUGCCCUGAAGUUUCUUCAUUGCGCUUCGCUUUUAGAGGCCUGUGACGGAUCUAGUAGCAAACACUUGGAAAUGAGUCCGAUGCAAAUGUAUGGUGCUGCCGCCCAACUUUGCAAAACAUGUGCCUAUGAGUAUGAAAAAAGCCACGAACUGGCUGCUGCUUCGUUGGCUUAUAAAUGCGUGGAGGUGGCUUACCUGAGAUUAGUUUAUUGCAAAAGCUCGACUGCGUCGAGACUUUGUCACGAUUUGCAAGCAAGUCUGCAGAUGGUUCCACAGGGCGAAUCUCCGUCGUCUUCUGCCUCUGAUGUUGAUAACUUAAACAAUUUAGCGAUCGUGGACAAGGCAACUUUGUCUAAAGGCAGUGGGCCCCACCCUGGAAAUCAUUUAAUAGUGCCUCGCAAUCGCCCCAACUUUGUUCGGCUUCUCGAUUUUACGAAAGACGUAAAUUAUGCAAUGGAAGCUGCCAAAAAAUCACACGACACGUUUGCAGCUGCUAAUCAAGAAAUCGAAAAGUCUCAAAACAAAGAAGCCAUUAUUUCCGUUAAGAAAGUUAUCGACUUCAGUUUCCAAAAUGUGGAGGAACUUGUUCGUUUAGUAUGGCUUGCUUUUAAUACCAUACAAGGUCUAAGUGGCAGUAGAGGUUAGUCAAACUGUACAUACUUAUUAUAUUUAUCACUUAGUUUAUUUUUCGCCUUUGCAAACGGGGCUCGAGAAGGAAGGCCUAUCGGAUAAAAAAGCACUCGUUGAAUACGGUGAAAGAGAAGAAGAGAAAUAACAGCUAAUUACAUUCCUGUACAUGUGUUCAAAAUGGUGGAUUCGAUUUUGCCAUUCUUGUAUCGGACAUAUUUUUUGAACGAGGGCAAAAUAUGCUCGAAAAAUCCGGUGCCGAUAUAGAAAGAAACGGGUUUUGUGCAUGUUGUAGCACGAGAUUCGGAGAUCGUGUAAGGGGGGGCAGUUUUGACAUUUGACUAUUUAUUAUAGGGAUAUAGAUUAGAAGAGAGUGCUAUAGAGAUUGAGAGGAGGGCUGAUUUUUGAUAUAGUUAAUUAUUAUUUAAUUACUAGUCCUUUCUUAUGUGGGACUUUGUAUUUUAUUUCAAAACUAUAUUCAUCAAUUAUUCUGUAUAUUUAUUUAGGGACCCAAAAUUUUGAAUGGAGAUGCCCUCUAUAGUGUUUUCCCUUUUCUAUUAGGGGCUUAUUAGUUA